CACUGCUAAUAAUUUCACUUGGUGGUGAUUUGUAAAUCUGUGAACUGACGCAUGCGCGGUUCAGCCAAAUCGAACAGGCCGACGGGUACGGGAAGUCCAAAAUGGCGAUGGACGGAAUGAUGUCCACGUCCUCGGGUCUCUCUUACCAGAAUGCCGGGGACUAUUACCCUAGAAAGUUCGGCCCAAAGCCGGACGUGGUUCCGUCGGGGGUAACCGAGCGGAAAGUGGGUCCACUGGACAAACCUGACAUGGUGUCGGUGGAUGUCAUCAACGUCACGGAUUCAGAUGUUCACAUGCACAGGAAGAAGCACGAACACGACACAUACGUCUUGGGCACCAUUCAUCCAUUCAGGAAGACGCACAGAUCCAUCUGUGCAAAACUCCAGCAAGAAUUCAGACUGGUGACUUCAGACAGACGGUCGUGGAGGAUCCUGCUGUUCGGGGUUCUCAACCUGCUGUGUACUGGCUGUCUGCUGAUGUGGUGCAGCUCCACCAACAGCAUGG
This is a messenger RNA of Gymnodraco acuticeps, 504 nucleotides long. RefSeq names its product zinc transporter 6-like. NCBI's taxonomy places the organism in Eukaryota, Metazoa, Chordata, Actinopteri, Perciformes, Bathydraconidae. The annotation marks the transcript as partial. The transcript has 4 exons. The record is from RefSeq and is a predicted model, not a curated record.